CAAAUGAAGCCGGAGCGGAACGUUUGCGCCGUUGUGUUUGCUCGGGAAGCAUUUGCUCGGAGAGUCACUGCUUCUCAGGCUGAUGUAAGCAUAGACUGUGUGGAUGUAAGUUUUUGAAUGGAUGAGCUGUCAGCUGUGUGAACACGUGAGAAGAUGACUGACUGCCAAGGAGAAGCUGAAGCUUCAAGUCCAAUGGAGCUCUACAAGAAACUGACACAACAAGGAGAUAAAGUCAGAGACUUGAAAACAGCUAAAGCUGAGAAGGCUGAAAUUGAUGCUGCUGUCCAGUUGCUGCUUAAGUUGAAAAGAGACUACAAACAGAUGACAGGUCAAGAUUACAGUGCAGGAUGUCCGCCCUCUGAAAUCUCUGUGUCCCUUGACAAUGGGACACUAGCAGACGGUGCAGAUGAUGAGGAUACGGUUAACCCAUGGACCGUCUCCACCACCAGCGCCAAGGGAGUGGACUAUGACAAACUCAUAGUGAGGUUUGGCAGCAGUAAAAUCGAGAAGGAGCUGGUGGACAGAAUAGAAAAAGUCUCAGGACAGAAACCUCAUCAUUUCCUUCGAAGAGGAAUCUUCUUCUCCCAUAGGGAUAUGCAUCAGGUGUUGGAUGUGUACGAGAAGCAUAAGUCGUUUUACCUUUACACUGGCAGAGGUCCAUCAUCAGAGUCCAUGCACGUUGGACACCUCAUCCCCUUCAUCUUCACCAAGUGGCUGCAGGACGUGUUUGACGUCCCCCUGGUGAUCCAACUGACCGAUGAUGAGAAGUACAUGUGGAAGGAUCUAACAGUAGAGCAGUGUCACCAGUUCGCUGUGGAAAAUGCCAAAGAUAUCAUCGCUUGUGGCUUCGAUGUCAACAAGACGUUCAUCUUCUCUGAUCUUGACUACAUGGGUUCAUCCCCGGAGUUCUACAGAAAUGUUGUAAAGGUCCAGAAGCACGUGACCUUCAACCAGGUCAAAGGCAUCUUUGGCUUUACAGACAGUGACUGCAUUGGAAAGAUCAGCUUUCCAGCCAUCCAGGCAGCCCCGUCCUUCUGUAACUCUUUUCCUCAGAUCUUUGGGGCCAGAAAGGACAUACCGUGUCUCAUCCCAUGUGCAAUAGACCAGGAUCCUUACUUCAGGAUGACUCGUGAUGUAGCUCCAAGGAUUGGCUAUCCCAAACCAGCCCUGCUACACUCCACAUUCUUCCCUGCCCUGCAGGGGGCGCAGACCAAGAUGAGCGCCAGCGACACUAACUCCUCCAUCUUCCUCACUGACACUCCCAAGCAGAUAAAAAAUAAGAUAAACAAACAUGCAUUCUCUGGAGGAAAAGACACAGUGGAAGAACACCGGAAGUAUGGCGGUAACGCAGAUGUAGAUGUUUCCUUUAUGUAUCUGACCUUCUUCCUGGAGGAUGAUGAACAACUGGAAAAAAUCAGACAGGAUUAUACAAGCGGCGUUCUGCUAACAGGAGAACUGAAGAAAAUUUUGAUUGAAACUCUUCAGCCGAUGAUCGCCAAGCAUCAAGAGAGAAGAAAACAAGUCACAGACGAGCUAAUUAAACAGUUCAUGACCCCCAGGCCUUUGAAUUUUAAAUCCUAACCUGCUUAUAUGCCAGUGUUAAUACAAGAGCAAAAUGGUAAAUUAAGCUUUCUCCUUCUUAUUUGAGUAAUUCAUGGGAUAAUGGACAGUGAUACAAUAUAAAGACUAAAAAAUAAAAGUGACAACAUGCAACUCCGUCAUGCACGUGCCAUGCUAAAUGUCUUGCUGACUGUGAAUUUUACAAGUUGCACACUGUGUACAUGUUUGUUUACACAGUGGAAGUCUUCACAGGUCUAGUUAGUUUGGAACCGACAGCCAAACCAGCAGCUGAGCCGAUUCAGAUUUACUUCAGUCAAUUUGGAUUCAGUGAAAUCUUCUUCUGCUCUCUUGACUCUUGUAGUCGGGGUGAUAGGUUGGCCAGUUUAGGCUGUAUGUGAUUUUUCCAUGAACAUUUGAGCAUAUUUAAAAAAAAAAACAAAAAAAAAAACAGGUUGCUAUUAAAAACAACUUUGAAUAAUAUUAAUAUUUGAAUAAUUACCAGUAACAUGUUCAAACCCACCUUCAACCGUGGUGCAAGUUGGAGUGAAAAUCUUACAUUUAGACCCCAGUGAUUAAUCUUAGAAAAUUGGAUUUUACCUGUGGAAUUAGAGAACCCACCAACAUAUGUGUGCCAAGUUUGGAGUGACAACCAAAACUUUUACCUUUGACCCUAAUGGCUUUGAUCUUUGCUAAAACAAAAUCCUUUAAAAACCAUUUUGGGGUUUUAUUGUCAUCUACAUAUCAAGUUUGGUGGAAAUUGGAAAAAGGACCUGUGAGUCAGGGAACAAACAGACAAACACUCAAUUAUACCAUGAUGUCCUGCAUUUGUAUUUGAAAUAUGUAUUGGAUUAAUUUUUUUAAGGUAAAUAUAAUUUGAAAAGUAUGUUCAUUGUCAUAGUCUACCUAGAUUUUUUAUUUACACAUGGCCUGUUGCUCAGCAGCUAACUGAUAUUUGUCAGUUGUGUACAGAUUAAGCAAAGAAACAUUCUGCAGACCCAUCCUCUCUGUAGUCUUAUUGUACCAAUGAACAAGUGGCCUUGAUGGUAACAAUCAACAUGCAUUCACUGACUUAGUGGGUAUAUACAAAAGACACAAUAUUUGCUAUAUAGUUAUACCU
This is a messenger RNA of Thalassophryne amazonica, 2677 nucleotides long. It is a transcript of the gene wars1, whose product is annotated as tryptophan--tRNA ligase, cytoplasmic. Bases 154 to 1581 code for a protein of 475 amino acids. Gene Ontology annotation, biological process: tryptophanyl-tRNA aminoacylation. The transcript has 11 exons. Gene Ontology annotation, cellular component: cytoplasm. Gene Ontology annotation, molecular function: tryptophan-tRNA ligase activity; ATP binding. Lineage: Eukaryota; Metazoa; Chordata; Actinopteri; Batrachoidiformes; Batrachoididae. The record is from RefSeq and is a predicted model, not a curated record.